AUGGCUGACAUCAACCUGAUUCCUCAAAUCCUGCAGACCAUUAUCGGUGUGCUUGGUAUGAUAGGCAAUGGGAUAGUGGCUGUGGUCAUCUACAAAGUGCCUUACAUGCACACCAUCACCGACGCCUUCAUUUUCAACCAGACUGCGACUGACUUUCUCGGGUCGCUCUUCCUCAUUCUGACUGUCAACAUUCCGCUUCCUGACAGCUUUCCAGACACUCCAUGGUACCGCUUUGUCUGUUACAUAUGGUACUCGCAGCUCCUCCUGUGGGCGUGCUUCACCUCGUCCACCAUCAACCUUCUCGCGCUGAUAUGCGAGCGCUACAUCGCGCUGGUCUUUCCGGCAAAGUACAUCAAGAUGUACACCAAGCGAGCAAUGGUUUUCAUGGUGGUUGCCGUGUGGGUCUUCGGGCUGUUGUCUCAGGUGCUGUACAUCGCAGUGGCGAACAAACUACAGGACGGCUACUGCUACGCAAGCUCCUCUGUGAUUGCCAGGGCUUUGAGCAUCAUCCUAAUUCUUGUGACGUUUGUCCUGCCAUCUCUCGCGAUGAUGUUCGUCUUUGGCCACAUUUACAUGAAGCUGAGACGUACCAGACGAGACCACAGCAUCGACGGCAUUCCUACCUCGUCCGAACAGCAACUGCAGCCGGUGCAUCGCGCCCGUCGCAUCGCCCUGAAGACCCUCCUCUCCGUCUUCGUCAGCUUCCUCGUUUGUUGGACUUUGAACCAGACUAUAUUCCUGAUGUUCAACUUCGGCUGGGAGCUGGACUUCACGGGACCUAUCUACAUCACCUCUGUGAUUCUGGUGGCUGCUAACUGUUGUGUCAACCCCAUCAUCUUUGCCUUCAUGUACAAAAGGUUCAGACGCGCCUUGUCCACCCUGAUUUGUCGUGUCCCUCUUAAUGACUCACAGCUCUCGGACGGAAUAACUCUUGAAGGUGUCGUAAAUAACCAAUUUGAAAAUUAAAUAACUCAACUGGUGAUCCUGAAUCCGGUCAAAUGCGUAUCAACCUUCCCGUAAGAGACGUUGUGUUUCCCGUGGUUUUUUUUAGACAAACUCAUCAAGGAUCUUUCUUGUCGCACGAUGCAAGCGCAGAUUUACCCAGACUGGGACCUUGAGUGAAGAAAAACAUGAAAAGCAAGAUCGGACCAACUCUACUCAAUCGUUUGCCAACUAAAUUAUCCAAAAUGUUCAUGGGGUAAAGACGAGGUCAUUAUAGUUCUCACCAGCCAAGUUUGAGGUCUCCAUUCAAUUUUAUAAAGGAGACUCUUUUCUUUAACAUUUUGCAACUGAGAGUGAAGCCAGGUGAUUUCAUUUUGAAGCUAAAGACUAGACUGGUGCACGUCCAACUUUUUGCAAAGAUUGACCCUUCAGUAGUCUGGUGGCAUGAACAUAAAGAAUGUGUAGAAAUACAGCUGGGUACCAGAUGAACUAAAUGCCAGACACAGUUGAUGCAGUACUAAAACAAAAUAAAAUCUAGUAUUGCAUAUUUUCAUACUCUAUCCUCAUACACAGUAUUGAGUCCCAAAUUUUCAGACACAGAAUUACCCAUG
Patiria miniata (bat star) is the source of this 1553-nucleotide messenger RNA. RefSeq names its product RYamide receptor-like. Gene Ontology annotation, biological process: G protein-coupled receptor signaling pathway. Gene Ontology annotation, cellular component: membrane. Gene Ontology annotation, molecular function: G protein-coupled receptor activity. Bases 1 to 966 code for a protein of 321 amino acids. The transcript has a single exon. The record is from RefSeq and is a predicted model, not a curated record. NCBI's taxonomy places the organism in Eukaryota, Metazoa, Echinodermata, Asteroidea, Valvatida, Asterinidae.